AUGGUGCCCAUGCAUCACAAAUGGAAGAAGCGAUACUUUGUUCUUUCUUCGGGCCAGCUUCCCGGGCAAUGCAGGCUGUUGUAUUACAUGGACAACGCUAAAACGCAUCUGCGGGGUUCGAUUAAUUUGGACCAGUGCGAACAACUCUUUGAGGUGGACGCGUAUCUGACAUUUGAAUCCAAGAACCAGCGGGUUCGCUAUGAAUGGAUCUUCGAUAUUCGAGUACCGAAACGCGUGUAUUAUUUGGUUGCCAUAAACGAGUCAGAGAUGAACUCAUGGGUGAACGAUUUAUGUUGCGUAUGUAAUUUGCAAAAGGAGGACGAGCCUCAGUCAGGUACUGAAAGAAGUUCUCUCAUUACGCAUACCGCGAACGUUGACCAAUGUGCCGAAAACAACAGCUUAGCUGCUGCGACUAAGUACAGCAACGGGUUUCCGAAUCGUGUGCCGCUUGGAAAUUCGACGAUGGUGCAGCCUGCUGAUCGGAGCACCGUUUCAGUAGCAAAUGGGGCUAUUAACAGGACCAGUGCUCAGGGAUACAUACCUCUGACGGACUGCAUCAGCGGACCUCCAAGGCCGGUGCGAGACUUACGGGAUCGUUUCCAAAUGAAUCAUAAACCUGCCGCCACCGUCGUCCCUGUUACUGACAGGCCUCCUACCAUGGCCAGUAGCCCAAGUUCGAAGGCGACUGUCGAUUCCAGUGCAGCCAUGGAUGUGAACGAUGGACAGUGCUUCGGGAAGGGUAGCGAGCGCGUUCCUUUCGUCGAGCACGUUACAUUAAAACCGGAAUCCAUCCCGGUUCCUCCGCCACCUCGCUCCCCCGCACGAACGAUACCACACGACAUGUGUGCCAUCAGCCGCUGCUCUCCUCCCCCUCGACCACCGAAACGCGGCGAAUUCACGGCGACCGACAGAAAAGAUAUUGGCUGCUUUCUGCCUCCGGUGAUCGACUCAUCCGUUUCUGAAGACGAGUUUCACAGUCUGCCUCGAAACCAAAAACGCAAAAUAAGCAGCGCGGCACAGUGUUCAUUGUCGUCUUCCUUCUUUGAGUCCAACACUCUACCACUUCCCGUUCGGAAUAAUGACCUCGAAAUGAGGUCUGACGAAGAGUCGAAGAUCAGCGGCAGCCUGCAGAUCUCUGACAGCGCUUCGACUAUCUCAAAUUCAGUGUCCAGUGAAAACGUUCCGAUGGACGACUAUCAGAACAUGACUCUGCCUCCAAAGUCCGCUGGUUUGCGGCUGCCACCGACCGCUGAACCUCCUGAGGUGCAUCGGGAGUUAAAACCCCAGCGGUACAAAACAUCGUUCGGCAGCAACGCUCUGCAUAUACCUUCCUCCAAAGAGACACAACCUCACUUGCCUUAUCGGAUCGACCGCGAACAGAAACCGGGUGUCAGUGGCAUUGGCCGCAGAAACGUUAACGUCUCUUCAAUCGAUUUGAGCCGUAGAAUCAGUUUUUCUAAAAGGCGCGACGCAAACGGCGCAGAAUCUUCCAGCAGGGUUGGAAUGGUGAGCCCGCGUCGCCGAAGAAGGGCCACGUCUACGAGUGCGUCGUUAACCGAAUCGGACGAAGAAGAAGCUUCAUCAGAUGCCGCCCCUCAAAUGGAAUACGUUGAACUGAAAGAAGAAGAAGCGACAAGCGCCCUUAGGCUGCCACUCUCAACGACGACCGGAUCGUCUGUCGUCGAACAGACCACCGGCAAGCCGCUAAUGAAAACUUCUUACGUGAUCAUUAGUCAGGAAAAAACUCAAGCUUUAAUUAAGACGAAAAGUGAACAAGACACGAUGUACCGCAUAGGUACACUGGAAAGAAGCCCUAAAUGUCCACAGAAGAGAAUGUAA
This is a messenger RNA of Soboliphyme baturini, 1839 nucleotides long. The record is from the annotation of a GenBank genome assembly. Lineage: Eukaryota; Metazoa; Nematoda; Enoplea; Dioctophymatida; Soboliphymatidae.